AUGUCUAGACCUCAAUUAUUACAUCUGAAGACCACCCCUGACCUUAUAGAGCCUCUCCCACAUCUUGCAGACAAGAGAUUGUCUGAAUUACAGAAUUUGGAGGAGACAUCUAGUGGGUCAUCUAAUGGGAAUCUUGAUGAUGUUACCAAAGACAAGCCUGAUCUUCUUGAGAUGUUAAAUCACCGUUCAGAUUCUUAUAGGGAUAUGAAAAUCAAGACAGAUGCAAGUAAAAGUUCUUGUGAUGGAUAUGAUCAACGUGUUUCGUUUGAUACUGUAAAUCUCCAAUUUGAUGAUGAUGAUGCAGAUUCAGAUGAUGAAGGAUACGAUUGGAAUUAUGAGUUUGGACCUAGUAGAGGAAGAGGUAGGGGUAGAUCUCCAUCACCAGCACAUACAUCACCAUUACAUUCUCCAUCAGGAGCACCAUUUCUUACCACUAGAGAUAGCUAUAACUUGUCAAGAAUGCUUUCACCAAGAAGACUUGCAUAUCCUACAACUCCAAUUAUAACUCAUAAGGGUUGUUCAUUCACCAAAUUCCAUUUAGAUUUUGAUAAUUUGUAUAAGGGGAAAUUUAACAAUAAGGAGAAUGGAUUUCUUAAACCAGUAUUACCUCAUAGAGUCAUAUUGGUAUAUAUAAGUGGUAGAAAACAUACUUGGGUUGCAUUGGAUUGGGUAUUGAAGGAAUAUAUUGAAAAUGGUGAUACAGUCAUUGUUGUAUCAGCCAUUAAUAAAGGAUUUGAAAAAAAUCGUCGGAAAUCAUUUGAACGACAAAGGGCUGUGGCAAUGACUCCUAGAAUGAGAUUAAGACUUAGACAUAGACCUGAAAACAUCAAGGUUAUUGCCAGGAAUAUUAUGGACUAUAUGCAACGAGUACUCAAACAUGGAGUGAUUGCUAGAUUAUCUGUGGAAUUAAGUGUUGGGAAAACUAAAGAUGUUUUAAAGGAAAUGUAUAAAUUAUAUGAACCAAACUUAGUUUGUACUGGUUCCAAAGUAAAUUCUAGAAUUGGUGCACCAUUGAAAUCAUGGAAUUCAUCCAAAUUAACUGAUAGAUUAGUUAAAAAUUAUCCCUUACCACUUAUAGUUGUUCCAGCAAUGAAUAUGGGGAGAUUUGAGAAAAAAUUGGAAUGUGAAUUGAAUGGUGAAACAAAUAUUACUCCUCUGGGAUUUGAUGAAAAUUUAAUACCUAAAGAAAGAGAUUUUGUUGAUGAUGAUGAUGAUGAUACUUCAUCAAUAAGUUCAUCCAUUGAUAGUGUUAGUUCUGAUGAAUCAUAUUCUUCAUUUGAUGAAAUUGCAAAACUCUAUACAAAUUAUAAAAAAGGGUUAAAGACUUCAUUAACAGCAUUAAAGAAAAAUGAAAUGAAUGAAGAUUUUUUCUCACAAUUUUUAACUACAAUUUCUGAUAAAUCAAUUGAAUUUUGUCAAAAUGUUAGAGAUGUUGAUCCUGAUUUUAAGGGUAAAGGUGCAAAACUUGCACGGGCUAUCACUGGAUCAAAUUCAUUUGGAUCCAUACCAUAUAAAACGAAAUCUCUUCUUAUUCCAGUAGAGACAGAACAGAGUUCACUGAGUAGUAAUAUUACUAGUGGUUUGUCAUAUAAGGAAAUGAAACGGAAUUUACAAAGGAAGAAAUUGGAAUUAGAAAACCCUUCAUCAAAUCCUAGUCCUCCAAAUAUUAUCAUUGAGAAUGCUUCACCAGUGGAACCACCAAAGAAAAGUGCUUUAACAUUCAAUUUGGAAUCUCCACCAAGAAGUACGUCACCUAGAACAACAUCACCAAAGUCAAGUGGUUUACGCAUGACUAGUAAGAAAUUACAGAAAUCACUCUCUCAUGAUAUAGACUCAUCAAGUAAACGUCCCGAAUUAGAGCCAAUGAAGUCACAUCCUGAUAUAAGAGCACAAUUAGGAGGAAACUCUAGGUCCUCAUCUAGCGAAGAUAUCACUGGAAAGGGGAAAAAGAAGAAGAAGUUCUGGAAACUAUUUUAA
Messenger RNA from [Candida] anglica, 1977 nucleotides. Lineage: Eukaryota; Fungi; Ascomycota; Pichiomycetes; Serinales; Debaryomycetaceae. The record is from the annotation of a GenBank genome assembly.